Messenger RNA from Olea europaea var. sylvestris, 939 nucleotides. RefSeq names its product dormancy-associated protein homolog 4-like. The coding region runs from base 223 to 642 and encodes 139 amino acids. The record is from RefSeq and is a predicted model, not a curated record. The transcript is spliced from 3 exons. NCBI's taxonomy places the organism in Eukaryota, Viridiplantae, Streptophyta, Magnoliopsida, Lamiales, Oleaceae.
CAUUUUAUCACAAUAAAAUCAGAUUACAUCAAACAGGCUUAGUUUCUCUCUCCUCCUCCUUCCUUCUUUGUAACAGUCGUAUAACAGGUGCUGCUCCACCACCGUUUUUUCACGCCUGAAACUGGUGAAACAUCAUCUUUUUUCGGUUGUUACAAAAGAAUUUUUUUUCUUAAAAAAACUAUUAAAAAAAAACAGUUUUAAUUCAUUUUCAUAGUUAAAAUCAUGGGUUUUCUUCAUAAGCUUUGGGACGAAACGCUUGCCGGACCAACGCCAGAUUCCGGCCUUGGAAAACUCCGAAAAUACAACUCUUUAUCCGCCGCGGCGACUAGAUCCACGGCUGCUCCGCCGUAUGUUGUAAUUCCUCCACCACUUGAUGAUCAAAUCCCGAUUACUCGGAGCAUCACUGUUCUCCGAACCACCCCUGGCUCGCCGCAUAACCUUAAUUCUUCUCUUGACUCUGGAUCGGUCCCGAAUUCUCCCGCUAGUUCCAGCACUCCCACAUCGCCAUUUUCACCAAGCACUUCAGGUGGGAACUUCAAGAAAUUGACAAGGAGAAAAUCAACCUCAGCCUCAGUGCAUCAAUCUGAUCCAAAGAGUCCAACUGGUUAUGAUUGGAUUGUGCUAAGUGCUUUGGAUCGUUGACUCUUUGGGGAGAAAACGAUGAUUUUGUGAGGGUAAAAUGGACUUUUUGUAAAUAAAGAACCCUAAUCAGUGUCCUGUAAUUAUGAGUAGAAUAGGAGAGUUGACUUAUCUUCAAGACUUAUGAGUCCAUCCUCUGUGUGAAGAAAGUGAUAUCCUUUUAUGAGUAGUUUCUUGACUCUUGUAAAUAUUAUUACUAUUUUUUUUCUUUUGAUUAUCAUGGCCUUGUAUAUAUGUGGAAUUAAUGUCUUUGCAGUAAUUUGCACUCUAAUGAAAUUUGUGUUAAGCACUUAAGCUUUC